AAUUGCCUGAGAUACAAUGCAUGCAGCACAAUGGAAUCGCUUUCUGUUUAUCAUGGGGCCAUCAGCCGAGAGACGUGCGAGAUGCGUCUGUGUGAAGCGGGCAAAGACGGGAGCUAUUUAAUUCGAGACAGCGAGAGCGUUCCCGGGGCCUACUGCCUUUGUGUUCUGUGUAAUGGUUUCGUCUACACGUACCGGCUCCAGAGAGACGCGGCGGGCUCCUGGGCGGCUGAGACAGCACCAGGUCAGACAAAACGCUUGUUCAGAAAAGUCAAGAACUUGAUCAGCGCCUUUGAGAAACCGGACCAGGGCAUCGCCGUUCCUCUCCUCUACCCCGUCACUGUCCAGAAGCCCUGCUAGAAUGUUCCUCGUGAGCAUCAGCUGUAACCCUACAAAAACUACAAGCAUGUGGACAAUCUUACUGUAUGAUCGUACGUUUAAUGCAAUUUCAUGAUCUCACGUGAAUUUAUGUAUAUAUAAAAGAAUUUGUAUAAAAGCAAAAUCAAAAACC
Labeo rohita (rohu) is the source of this 508-nucleotide messenger RNA. RefSeq names its product SH2 domain containing 1A duplicate b (gene sh2d1ab). NCBI's taxonomy places the organism in Eukaryota, Metazoa, Chordata, Actinopteri, Cypriniformes, Cyprinidae. The transcript has 3 exons. The record is from RefSeq and is a predicted model, not a curated record. Bases 31 to 357 code for a protein of 108 amino acids.